AUGACCACACCACAAAUGAGCGAAGCAGAACAAUUAAAGACGUUUAAAGAUUUUCUUGUUCAAUAUAACAAACUAUCAGAACUCUGCUUUAAUGACUGUAUUCAUGAUUUUACAUCAAGAAAUCUUAGACCUUCAGAGGAUAAAUGUACAGUUAAUUGUAUGGAGAAAUAUUUGAGAACAAACCAGCGAGUAUCUCAAAGAUUCCAUGAAUUCCAGAUGAUAGCUAAUGAGAAUAUGUUAGCAUUAGCUCAGAAAUCUGGUAACCCAAGU
This is a messenger RNA of Brenthis ino (lesser marbled fritillary), 270 nucleotides long. The record is from the annotation of a GenBank genome assembly. NCBI's taxonomy places the organism in Eukaryota, Metazoa, Arthropoda, Insecta, Lepidoptera, Nymphalidae.